AUGACGACGUCUUCCGAUGCAUGUUCUUCAAUUGUCCGUCUGAAUAUAGGUGGAAAGGAAUUUUGCACAACUGUUGAUACGCUAACUCACAGGGAGCCUCAUUCGAUGCUUGCUGCCAUGUUUAGUGGUCGCCACACUGUUUGCAAGGAGUCUGAGAAGGGAUAUGUGUUUAUUGACAGGGAUGGGAAGCACUUUCGGCAUAUUUUAAACUGGUUGAGAGACGGUGUAGCUCCUAUUUUCAACCUGUCUGAUUUAGAGCGUGUAGAGCUUUUGCGGGAAGCAGAAUACUAUCAGCUUCUUGGAUUGGUGGAUAGGAUAAAUGAGGUCUUGAAUAAAAAGGAAGAUGAACAAAUGGAUCCUGACUUUACGCGCGGUGAUAUUAUCAAAUGUGUACAACAUGCCUAUGCAGUUGGCGGACGUGUCAGAUUAAUAGGAGUAAAUCUCUCUGGGCUUGAUCUUUCAAAAUUGCACUUGUCGCUGCCGCAUAUGGGUGUGGACUUCAGCUUAGCAUGCCUGAAAAAUGUUAACUUUUCAUGUGCUAAUCUUCAUCUUGCUAGAUUUCAGAGGGCAGAUGCUGAAAAUACUAAUUUUCACAAUGCAAAUUUGACCAAUUGUGUGUUCUUAGGGGCUAAUCUUUGUGGAGCUUUGCUGACGGGUGCUGAUCUUCAGGAGGCAAACUUAUCUUGUUGCCGUUUGGAGGGAGCCAAUUUAGAAGGAGCCAAUUUAAUGGGUGCUGUUUUGUAUAAUGCCAAAUUGAAGGGUGCUAAUCUUCGACGUGCUUGUCUUGAUAGUGUUAAUCUUCAGGAUGCAUGUUUGGAAGGCGCGAAGCUGGACAGGGCGAAUUUACACCAGGCAAAUAGAUAA
Helianthus annuus (common sunflower) is the source of this 864-nucleotide messenger RNA. Its product is annotated as FH protein interacting protein FIP2. The record is from RefSeq and is a predicted model, not a curated record. Gene Ontology annotation, biological process: protein homooligomerization. Bases 1 to 864 code for a protein of 287 amino acids. The transcript is spliced from 10 exons. Lineage: Eukaryota; Viridiplantae; Streptophyta; Magnoliopsida; Asterales; Asteraceae. Gene Ontology annotation, molecular function: protein binding.